AUGACUCUGACGGAUAUGAUCAAUGAACCUCACGACCGACAGGCGCACCGGCGACGCCCCUUCUCAACAUGGGUCAAGAAAUUGACCAAUUUCAAGUCCUCCUCCGACGGCGACCGCCCCAAGCGACACACAAAGGCGAAACGCGGACACAAGUUGAACAACCCUUAUCCUCAGUCUGGCCAUGCGAGCCAAAACCAACCCAACAACCCCAACAACCUGAACGGCGCGGUGAAUAUCAACGGGGCCAACCACGCUGGAGCGAAUGGUGAUGGCUCCUACUCCUUUACCGCUGCCUGCACCGGCAGUAUCCCGUCGCUUGACCAGCCCGUGCGAAGCUCCGUUGAUGGUCUCGGCCUUGCGCCCACAACGGCUGGCACUGUGUCAACAGAAAACGAAGCUCCACGAUCUCUCGCUCCCAGCCACGGAGGAGCAAGUUCUCUGGCUGGAACCAGUCGUACCAUUGGCGGUGGCAUGGACGGCCGAAGAGGCGGCGAUAGCACCUUUUCCAGUCCUGCUCCUUCGGUGCGGUCUCUGACUACGACUCUAACUACGAUUCAGUCCGUAGCCCCCAACGGAAAUACACCAUAUGUUGCGCCGCCGCCGCACAGCAACACGCAAUCCAUCCAAUUUAGCCAGCCGUUCCCCUCCACAUCUCCGGCCUCGGCAAUUCCACCACAUCUGGCACCAACCAGCAACCCAACCACGUAUAACUCCGCCAUUGCCAAUAAUCUCUUGACCGACAAUGCCUCCAUCUUGACAUUGGCGUCGUCUAGUAAGCGCCGGCGCCGACGUUCCAUGGACACCGACGCAUCGGUGCGCGCACUGGCCCCCUCAUCACUCUGGGGAGGGAGUCGUGAGAGUCUCCCACUCAGUGUUCUUAGUGCCAAUAUUGACCAAGGAGGCAUGCCCACGACGCCUGGGAUCCCGGGGAGCGGUUCACGGCUGGGUGCAGAGCGAAACAGUAUCUACUCAUCUACCGGCAUCGGCCCAGCCAUCAACAAUGAGAGAAACAGCAUUCUUGCCAAGCAGGGCGACGGUGCGAGUGUUCGGAGCGGCCCUUUGGGUCCCGGACGGCCAGAUAGCAUCAGCGGAAGCGUUGUAGGUGUAACUAGCCUGUUGAUGAGUCCGAGAGAGGGGCCGGAGCAGCAAAAAGCCAAGGAGGACGGGGCGGCUACCGGAACCAAGGAACAGUGA
Metarhizium album ARSEF 1941 is the source of this 1194-nucleotide messenger RNA. RefSeq lists its product as uncharacterized. Lineage: Eukaryota; Fungi; Ascomycota; Sordariomycetes; Hypocreales; Clavicipitaceae. The transcript is spliced from 2 exons. Bases 1 to 1194 code for a protein of 397 amino acids. The record is from RefSeq and is a predicted model, not a curated record.